AUGGCUACUUGUCAAGGGCCUUCUGAGGUUGAAAAUAUCCGUCAGCCACGAGAAAAUUCAGUUAGCCACCCAGCAGACACUGCUGUCGAGGACGGCGAGUGUUUAGAAACAGACGAAAAUCCCAAGCUGAACGAUGAAAAUCAGUUGGCUGUGUUGGAUGCAAUCCAACAAUUAGGUGCCGAGAUGGCAUCUAUGAAACAUGAUCUGGCUCGGCUCAAAACAUCAAAGAGCAAACGCAAGCGUCACGCUAGUUCUGACGAAAGCGUGCUCAACACGUCCGAGGAAGAACGCGUGUUAGAGUCAGAUGACAGUCAGGAGAAGGAUAAUCCUACCCCUUCUGUUGAUACUCGUAUCCAAUCUUUAAUUGCCAGGAGAGAACAAACCUCAGCUGCAGAUAAUAUAGACAUUGGAGGCUUGUUGGGCGAAAUUGCACUCGACAUACAAGUUAAAGAACAAACUGGCAAGGCUGUCAACGACGAGCUCGACGCCAUUGUGGAUUCUUUAUUGGCGGAAAAACUCCCUGACACAAAACUGCAGGCGAAAGUGGAUCUUUAUCCGCGGCCUGACAAUGUCAACGGGCUAAAAAACCCUCGAGUUAACCAAUUAAUUUGGCAACAGCUCGCCAUGAUUGUGAAAACGUACGAUUCGAAACAGCAGAGUACACAGACAACUCUGCUAGCUUGCGUGGCGGCCAUGUUGCGUGUCGCUGAUCUGGCUUCUCGAGAAAAACUUAGACAAGACGAUUAUUACCAGCACUACGGACGCCAUAGCAUUAGCAUUACAAUGCCAUCACGACCUGAAUGCACUCAGGCGAUUUCACAUGAAGAGGGAACUUCAUGA
Molecule: messenger RNA, 840 nt
Organism: Paramuricea clavata
Lineage: Eukaryota; Metazoa; Cnidaria; Anthozoa; Malacalcyonacea; Plexauridae
Source: the annotation of a GenBank genome assembly